UUUGAAUCGGUUCAACGUGAACGUCCACAUCGCGGUUCAAUAACCCGAACAAACGAAGGGAGAGGAUUCCUCUUCUGUCGCAGAGGGACGGCGGAGUGGAGGAGGAGGACGAGGUCCGGGGGCUCAGCUCACAUCCGGGGCGGUUUAUUCUAAUCACCAAGUGUCCAACCCGGAAAAAGACGGCAUUCGGUCGCUUCACUUCAGUCCAGUCAGACAUUGAAGGCUAUCGUUGGCACUCCGAUAAAGUUUCAAUGAAGUGUCACCACUGCGCGGAUACACUUCGAUCAGACAGUGUCGGAUAAUGUCGUUUAAAAGGUGCGCUCCCAGCUGGUUUGACAGUGAUCGGCCCUAGCAGCAGCAGCAGCAGCAGCAGCAGCAGCAUGCCGUACGUGGACCGGCUGAACCGGGUCUGUGGCUUCCUGGACCUGGAGGAGAAGGAGAACAGCAGCCGGUUCCUCAGAAGAUACUUCAUCCUGGACACGCAGAGCAAUGUCCUGCUUUGGUACAUGGACAACCCCCAGAAUCUGCCGAGCGGGGCGUGCUCCGUCGGCAGCCUGAAGCUCACCUACAUCUCCAAGGUGAACGAAGCUUCGCUGAAGCAGAAGCCGAAGACGGAGUUCUGCUUCGUCAUCAACGCCGUCUCCCGCCGCUACUUCCUCCAGGCCAACGACGCGGUGGACAUGAAGGACUGGGUGGUCGCCCUGAACCAGGCCAGCAAGAUCACCGUCCCCAAGGGAGGUCUGCUGCCCCUGGGGUCAGAGGUCAGCGCCGUGGUCAGAGACCCCCACGCCGGCAAGAGACAGCAAGCCUACAAGACGGAGAUCAUAGGGGGGGUGGUCGUGCACACCCCCAUUCAGAAUGAGGGGGAGGAGGGGGACGGGCGGAGGGGGAACAGGCCAGGUGUUCUGAGGUGUGGAUACUGCGUCAAACAGGGCAACGUGAGGAAGAGCUGGAAGCGCCGGUUCUUCACCCUGGACGACAGCGCUGUCAGUUACUACAAGUGUGAGACGGACAAGGAGCCGCUCAGAGCCAUUCAGCUGAGGGAUGUUCAGAAGGUCCACGAAUGUCUGGUCAAAUCUGGGGAUCUUCUGCUGAGGGACAACCUGUUUGAGAUCAUCACCAGCAGCAGGGUCUUCUACGUGCAGACGGACUCCCCGGAGGAGAUGAGGGGCUGGAUCCGGGACAUUGAGGGGAAGAUCCUGGGCUUCAGGGGCCCCGCUCAGGGCCCCCCCUUCCAGCGCGGCUCCUCCCUGUACCGCAGCGCCCAGGGCCCUCCCCCGGUGGACUGGAGGCCCCAGCUCAUGAAGUCCUGCUCCGUGGCCCCCGGCUGGCAGCCCUGGACCCCGCUGCCCAAGCGAGGGGCCCCCGCCCUGGACCCCGACGAGGGGCCGGGCCCCUUCGGCCCCCUGACGGUCGGGCCCUCCCUCUCCUCCUCCUCCAACUCCUCCUCCUCCUCCUCCUCCAACUCCCUCUCCGCCGCCCCGCCCCCCCCCGGCCCGGCCGACGCCCCCCCGGCCCCGCCCGAGGGGGGGGUCUUCUCCCGGGCGUGGUCCAGCGGGCGGCGCCGGCACCGCUCCCAGCCGUCCGCCGGCCACGCCUUCCCCUUCAGCCUGGACGAGGACGGCAUCCGCACCACCGACGUCUAGACGUCUGGACGUCUAGACGUCUGCCCCGCGCGGCAGGACUGUCUGCCCCGCGGAGGGACUAUCUGCCCCCGAGCGUGACUAUCUAGCUGCCCCACGCUACAGGACUAUCUGCCCCAGGGCCCGUCUAUCUGCCCCAGGGCCCGUCUAUCUGCCCCAGGGCCCGUCUAUCUGCCCCAGGGCCCGUCUAUCUGCCCCAGGGCCCGUCUAUCUGCCCCAGGGCGUGCGGACUGCAGGACCCUCGCACUUUUGCUGUUAAUAAUAUCUUUGUGUUUUUGCGUGGAUGAAUGUGGCUUCUUCUUCUCUUUUCCUUUUAAGAAUACGCCCCGACGUAGCGCUGACACUGUGACGUCAGCCUUAGUACCGGCCCCACUGUGGCCCCCUGCUGGGGCCCGGGGGCAACUGCAUGUCUUUUCUUCUCUUUUCUGGUGAGUUUUGUGAGAGGAAAUAUCAAGGAGAUGUACGACGGCGCUUUCCUCGUUUGCAGGACUGUGAAAGGGUGAGAUGUUGUCUGUUUCUACACACCUUCGAGGGAUACUUGAAUGAUAUUGAUCAUGAUUAAGAAGGUUUGCCAUAAGAGAUUUACAUAGAAUUGUAAUUCCCUAGUUUUGGUGUGUGUGUGUGUGUGUGUGUGUGUGUGUGUGUGUGUGUGUGUGUGUGUGUGUGUGUGUGUGUGUGUGUGUGUGUGUGUGUGUGUGUGUGUGUGUGUGUGUGUGUGUGUGCACCCCUUUUUUUACCUUAACUGAGGCGAGGCGAUGCUAUUAGAAACUAAAGCCUCACCAGGUUACUGAUUUGUUAGAGAAUUGGAGCAUCAAAUAGGUCCCGGAUCAGUCCUUAGGGUACGGUAGGCUACGGUCUGAGCCUAAAGCUGAUUGGUUAGAGAAUUGGAGCAUCAAACAGGUCCCGGAUCAUACCUUAAGGUACGGCCUGAGCCUAAAGACUCGUCUGCCUCUGCGUGGUUCUCUACCCCCACAUUGCACGAGAGCUCGUUCUGCACGUGAGAUGUUUUGGUUUGCCUGGUUGUCAUGGAGGCCGGUGUGACGUCACUGACCACGGACGCUCCGAGCUUCAAACCACCGCAGCAGAUUUUAUUGGUACUUUUAUUUGUAUUUUUGUAUCAGCACCCGAUAAUGUCGGAGAAAAGACCAAGGAAUAAUAAUCAGGGACGAACAAUGAAAAGCAUUCAUGACAACACGUUUAGAGAGGAGAGGGAGAGGGUGUACUACACUCUCAUCAGAGUAGUAUAGUAUCAUUAUAAAGUCUCAACAGAAUAGUAAAGUCUCUUCAGAGUAGGCCACUACAGUCUCAUCAGAGUACCGUUAGUACUUCAGUGUUAGAGGGCUUCACCACGUUGGAUGUAUAAAUAUAGCUGGAUAAAUGAAGUAUCCACACCGAGAGGCAGCCUCCAACCCGUGGUUCUGCCUCCGAGAGACGUCUCUCAUGGUAAACGUUGCGGUUCAGCACUUCCCCGCUGCGUCAUUCUUUCGUUUUUAAAGUACAUCAGCGUUCUGCAAUCUUAAAACUCUGAACGGUACGCCUUACAUUUUAAAACUUUAAUGUUGUGUCAUGUUACAUGAUUUGAUUUUUUUUUAAAAGGGCACUCACAAUACCGUGAGUAUUAAAUUGUACUUUUAAGUCGUG
This is a messenger RNA of Gadus macrocephalus (Pacific cod), 3284 nucleotides long. It is a transcript of the gene plekha2, whose product is annotated as pleckstrin homology domain containing A2. Lineage: Eukaryota; Metazoa; Chordata; Actinopteri; Gadiformes; Gadidae. The coding region runs from base 381 to 1646 and encodes 421 amino acids. The record is from RefSeq and is a predicted model, not a curated record. Gene Ontology annotation, cellular component: cytoplasm; membrane. Gene Ontology annotation, molecular function: PDZ domain binding. The transcript has 13 exons.